This is a messenger RNA of Hyaloscypha bicolor E, 1119 nucleotides long. Its product is annotated as glycoside hydrolase family 30 protein. Lineage: Eukaryota; Fungi; Ascomycota; Leotiomycetes; Helotiales; Hyaloscyphaceae. Bases 1 to 705 code for a protein of 234 amino acids. Gene Ontology annotation, molecular function: glucosylceramidase activity. Gene Ontology annotation, biological process: sphingolipid metabolic process. The record is from RefSeq and is a predicted model, not a curated record. The transcript has 2 exons.
AUGCUCAGCUCCCUACUUUUUGUUGCACUUGCCCUGCAGGCUUUCUCUUCUCUCCUAGCAGUGGCUGCACAACUCCGUAUCACCAUCGACACGUCCCAUCAAUAUAAGCGCGUAGAUGGCUUCGGAGUUUCCACCUCAUUUCAACAAGCUCAGCAAAUCUACGGGAAAUAUGGUCUCUCACCAACGAACAGAACAAAAACCGACUACGACGACAUAAACGGCGACUCUCUGUGCGGAGUAACAAACACCUCUUGCGCAUCAGGAGACUGGAGACAAGCCUACGCCGAUUAUCUGGUGCAAUACCUUCUCUACUACAAAGCCUCUGGGAUCGAAGUCACACACGUAGGAUUCGUGAACGAGCCCGAAUUGUGUGAGAGAUACGCAAGUAUGAACUCGAACGGCAUGAAAUGCGCAGAUUUCCUACGCGUUUUAGCACCGACCCUGAAAGCAGCAGGUCUGGACACGAAAAUCACCUGCUGCGAUGCAACAGGCUUGAAAUCGCAAGCCAGAAUGCUUACCCGUAUCCAAGCUGCUGGCGCAGAGAAUCUUCUCUCAGUCGUGAGCUCUCGCGGCUACAGCUCGCCACUUAGCGGCACCUUAAACGCCACGCUGCCGGUCUGGCAAACAAAAUGGUCUGAUCUCUGUGGAAACUGGACGAAUGACUGCUACUUUAACCAUACGGCUGUGGGCGAUGGCGUAGUUUAGUCGGUUUGUCAGACCUGGCGCGGUGAGGAUUGAUGCCAGUGGUGGGAAUGAGGAGGUGCAUGUUAGUGUGUAUAAGAAUGUGGAUGGGGUUGUUGCGGUGCAGGUUAUCAAUAAUUCAGCGGAUGCUAUGGAUGUUGAGUUGACUCUCGACGGCGGGAAAGCUCUGUCAAGUCCAGGUGUUAUCUUGACUGAUAAUGAGAGUGAUUUGAAGGAUUCGGGCCAGAUUACUGCUGGGAAGAAUGGGGCUUGGGAGAGAACGGUGCCUGCAAGGUCGAUGGUGAGUUUGGUAGGGUUGUAGAUGUAGUGAUGGAGGAAAGGAGGUGCUGAACGCACGGUCCCCGGGCUAAAAGGCAAAAUAAGAUUAGAGGACGGGUCCUCGAAAUGCAUAGAAUAACACAAAUGAUGAUUUGAUGG